Molecule: messenger RNA, 487 nt
Organism: Megalops cyprinoides (Indo-Pacific tarpon)
Lineage: Eukaryota; Metazoa; Chordata; Actinopteri; Elopiformes; Megalopidae
Product: cytochrome c oxidase subunit 7B, mitochondrial
Exons: 3
Coding region: 48-302 (84 amino acids)
Biological process (GO): mitochondrial electron transport, cytochrome c to oxygen
Source: RefSeq, a predicted model, not a curated record
AGGGUAUCUAACGUGAAUUGACCCGCAGUCAUACGAGGGAAGAAAACAUGUUCCGUUUCGCGAAGUCAACAGUGAAUAUCGCCGCCCAAGGUGCCCGCCAGGUCGCAGUGCGACACGGUCACCAGAGUGCGGCUCCAGACUUCCAUUCCAAGUAUGGCAACCUCCUGAUGCUCUCUGGAGCCGCGUUCUGUGCCAGCGUUUGGGCAUACGUGUUGACACAAACUGGCAUCACCUGGAAUCUGUCACCUGUGGGCAAAGUCGCACCUAAAGAAUGGAGGGUGAAAGAGGAGGAGGAGGAGUGAUGGGGGGAAAAACCACUGCUUUCCUCUGUGGAAAUGUCAAAUCCCAUUGUCUGGAACAUAAAACCUAUGGAACUUUUCCACUUCACCAGUGGAGGCUUACGUUUUCGAACUGUUAGGUUCUCAGAUGUUCUGCUGUUAUGUUGGCAUAAUGUAUGCAAUAAAGAAAGAGUUUAACCUUGACAAAA